CGCUGUCGAGGGUUUCGCGAAUUUACAUUAUUUGCGACGAAACAUUGACACCGGGGUGGACAUUUCAGUACCAUUGUAAACACCUUCCAGUGAGCAUACCGCUCGGAAUAGCUAUACCAACCCAGUGAACCACCAGCAAGUCAUAAAAAGCAGUAGAUCGAAAACAGAUUAAAUUGUGCGUCAGCGCGGUUUUUUUUUCUUCAGUGGAAUAAAUCUUACAUGUUCAAGUCGUUGAAGGUCACGAUCACCCAAGCAACUAUCGUUGAACGUUUACAAGAGACCUUGUCCUUAGCCAUUGUUCAUGGUAGGUUCGCAGACUGCUGAAAACAGUGUAACGGAAGAAGUACGAAUCAGAUGACGAACAGUGCUGAACCAAAACAUGAAAAGGCUGACGUCAAACAGCAGCCCAUUCGACCCCACUGGACCGGUUCAAGCAAGUCGGAUGUCAGCAACUACAUCUUCGGCAAUAUGAAGGCCAGCAUGACAGAUGUGCCCGCUCAAACGGCGGCCGGCUCCACACUGCCCCUGGUUGGCAUGCCCCGAGAUGACGAGGAAGCCGGAUCGUACAAUCCCUUCGAGAACCGGAAGCUAACUCACCCCACCACGGACACGGAUACUCUGGUCCACCUGCUGAAGGGAUCCCUGGGCUCGGGAAUUCUCGCCAUGCCGUUAGCCUUCCUCAACGCAGGCCUGUGGUUCGGACUGGGAGCGACAGUGGCGAUCGGUGUGAUCUGUACCUAUUGUGUUCACAUUCUCGUGAAGUGUGCUCAUUUGCUGUGCCGGAGGGCGCAGGUUCCUUCGCUUGGCUUUGCCGAUGUUGCCGAAACUGCCUUCCUGGCUGGUCCUGAUGGAAUCAAGAAAUACUCUCGACUGGCGAGAUUCAUCAUCAACAUGUUUCUGGUGCUGGAUUUGCUGGGCUGCUGCUGCAUUUAUAUUGUGUUCGUGGCGACCAACGUGAAACAGGUGGUUGACUAUUACACCCACAGCCACUUGGAUGUACGGUACUACAUUGUACUGACACUGGUUCCGCUAAUUCUCGUUAAUCUGAUCAGGGAACUGAAAUAUCUGACCCCGUUCUCGGCAAUCGCUAAUAUCCUCAUCGGAACCGGCGUUGGCAUUACUCUGUACUACAUUCUGCAAGAUCUACCCGAGUUCUCGGACCGCAAAGCCAUCGCAGAGGUCCAGCAUAUGCCAAUGUUCUUCGGAACUGUCAUUUUCGCACUGGAGGGCAUCGGCGUUGUUAUGUCGCUGGAAAACAACAUGAAAACUCCACAGCACUUCAUCGGCUGUCCCGGUGUGCUGAACAUCGGCAUGAGUGUUGUUGUGACGCUGUACGCCUGCGUUGGUUUCCUUGGGUACCUGAAGUACGGUGAAGACACGAAGGGUAGCGUCACGCUGAACCUGCCAGUGGAGGACAUCCUCGCUCAAGCGGUGAAACUGAUGAUCGCCGUUGCCAUCUUCCUUACCUACACGCUGCAGUUCUACGUGCCGAUGGAAAUUAUCUGGAAGAAUGUGAAGCAUAACUUCAACGAGCAUAAAAAUGCCGCCGAAUAUAGCAUUCGCAUUGGGCUUGUGGUUCUCACCGUUGCCAUUGCGGCCGCACUGCCAAACCUCGGACCCUUCAUUACUCUCAUCGGAGCCGUCUGUCUCAGCACUCUGGGCCUAAUGUUCCCGGCGGUGAUCGAAAUGGUUACGUACUACGAAAAACCCGGCUACGGACGCUUCAACUGGGUCCUCUGGAAGAACAUCUUCCUGAUUCUGUUCGGGGUGAUCGGUUUCGUUACGGGUACCUACGUCAGUAUCCUGGAGUUCUCCGAGCAUUUGGAGGAAGUUUAAGGCAGCGAAUCGUUCCAGCAAGAUAUUGGGCAUACUUCCAAUCGAAUUUAUAUAGAACCGAGUGGCUAGCUCUCUCGAAUUCCUCCCCCCGCGCGUUUGGAAGUAUGCACCACGGAUCGGAAGUGCACGUGAUGGUGUCCCGUAUCUCCUUAUUCGAGAGAAAACAAAGACCACAAGUAGCAGAGCGAGCGAGAUUGGUUGGAGUUGCUGUCGUCCACGCCUGUACGGACGGGCAACUACGCGCCAUAUGGGCAGCAGCCAGUCUUACGACUGGAGAGUUCGGUGGUAUCCAAAACACGUGUCACUUCUACCCACGCGUGCUUCCCUAGCGGGAAGCGUGUUUAGGUUAAUGAUUUUUUUUUUUUUUUCAUUUUACAAAACAGAAUUUUAAGUUUUCGAACAAAACAAAUUAGGACUACUUCGAAUCAAAUUCGGUUUUAUUUCGUCAAAAAUAUACUGGCUAUUGCUUGACAGACUUUCACUACGAAUUUCAUUAGUUUUAGUGAUAUAUUGGUUACAUAUUUAGUACGUAGAACCGGAACCAUUGUGAUUUGAACCUAUCUCUAUAUACCACUAGAGCAUAAGGCAAAGAUUUGUUUAUUUGUAUCGAGGUACGCUAGUGCUAGUGAAUGUCAUAAAUUAAAGCUAUUUCUCGAAUAGCAGAGAAGAAACAAAUGAAUAACUCCCAGUUCGUGAGGACGGAUCAUAUCAAUUGAAGGAAAAUUUACCAGAGUAGAAACACAAUUGAAUAACAUUAACUCAAAAACAAAAACACAAUAUGCAAAAUUGAAGCUAUUGUCUUCCAUCGCCAUCCAACGAAAUUGCUUUGAGUAGCAGCCUGAUAACGGAAACCGAAGAAAAAGGACUCAUAAGUAAUAAUGUUCCUAAUAUUUGAUAUAUAUCAUGUUGUUAAACUAAAUGAGUUUCCAAAGGCUGGUCCUUGCACGAGGAUCGUCCGAUGAUAUAUGUAGUGAAUAAUUGUAGGUCAAGCAUGCAGACAAGCUUUCGAUGAAAUGUUUAAGAGUAAGUGAAGCCUAGCUCACUGUACAGAAGUAAGAUAUACUAUUAACGCACCUAAAAGUGAUUUAAUCAAAUACAUAGUGAAUGAUAUUUUGUUCA
This is a messenger RNA of Toxorhynchites rutilus septentrionalis, 2955 nucleotides long. RefSeq names its product proton-coupled amino acid transporter-like protein pathetic. The transcript has 5 exons. Bases 355 to 1836 code for a protein of 493 amino acids. Gene Ontology annotation, molecular function: amino acid transmembrane transporter activity. Gene Ontology annotation, biological process: amino acid transmembrane transport. NCBI's taxonomy places the organism in Eukaryota, Metazoa, Arthropoda, Insecta, Diptera, Culicidae. The record is from RefSeq and is a predicted model, not a curated record. Gene Ontology annotation, cellular component: vacuolar membrane.